AUACAUGCUUUAUUUGUGAAGGGCGUUCACGCUACUAUUGCUAUUGCUGUCCAUGGCACACCUUCUGCCAAGGUUGCGUGUCACAGGCAGAAUUCGUUCCAGUCCUGAGGAAGACAAAGGGAUUCUGCAUUAACUGUUUAAGGAUGACAAUCAUGAUUGAGAAGAAUGUUGAUGUUGACUCUGAUGGGGAGAGGGCCGAUUUCAAUGACAGGGCAACUUAUGAAUUUCUAUUCAAGGAGUAUUGGGAGAUAGUUAGAGACAAGGAGGGCAUGACUCUGGAUAAACUUGAAGAAGCAUAUGCUAUUCUGAAAAGAGGCCAAAACUGCAAACCAGAUCCAGAUUUAGAAAAACUUCCUGAUGAAGAGCGUAAUUCAGAUGCUGAGUUUGUGGGCCACAGUGAUGAUAGUGAUGAAGAGCUGUCUUCCCGAGCCAAAUUAAAUGGAAUGACAAUGAAAAUAAAAUCUUUCCGGAAGGGAGCUAAGUCAAUGAGGAAUGGCUUUGUAGGCUGGGGUUCGAAAGAACUCAUUGAAUUCCUUUCGUCAAUCGGGAAAGAUACAUCAGAAACUCUAGAUCAAUAUGGUGUUGCUGAUGUUGUGAAGAACUACAUUCGACAAAAUGAUCUAUUGCAAAAAGAUAAGAAAAAACUUGUCAUAUGUGAUGAAAAGCUCCAGCCUUUGUUUAGGAAAUCAAAAGUGAGGUACAACAAGAUACAUUACUUGCUAGAAAGGCAUAUUGCUGCGAACAUGAUAUUGGAGGAUGAAGCCCUUGCUAGUUCUGAGGAUAACCGUGAUUCAGUUAUGACAAAGAAAGCACGUAUUGCAAGCUAUCAGCCCAGUGCCCCGAAGUGUACUCCAGAAAUAAACAAGAGAUGUUUUGCUUCUCUUGUUUGUGAUAACAUUAAUCUAAUCUAUUUGAGGAGAUCAUUAGUUGUGCACCUACUUAAGGAGCCAGAUACAUUUGAAAGUAAAGUUAUUGGCUGUUUUGUUAGAAUAAAGAAUGACCGCAAAGAUUAUAGUUUCCACAUGCAUAAAAAGUUGUACCAGCUUGGACAAGUAACAGGCAUUAGGAAAACCACUGAAGAAGACAAGAUAAAAGACAUUUCAAAUGUUCUUUUAUGUAUUUUCAACAUGCCUGACAUCAGCAUUUCGAUGUUGUCAGAUGAAGACUUUGAUGAGGAAGAAUGUCAAGAUCUUCAUUUGCUGGCCCAGAAUAAAUCCUUUAAAAGGUAUACUGUGGGUGAUCUUGAGGAGAAAGCAAGGAGUUUACGCAGGGACAUAAUGAGUCAUUGGAUUAAUCGAGAGCUUCAGAGACUGGAUAGAUUGAUUGACAUGGCGAACGAGAAAGGUUGGAGAAAGGCUAAGGAUGAAUACCUGGAUAAGAAACAGCUCUUACGCAAACCAUCAGAACAACAACGUUUACUUGAAGAGGUCCCACGAGUUAUUCCGGAGAUGGAAGAUAGUAAAGAUACUGAAGUUCAAGUUACAACAAGAGACCGGUCUACUAAGAAGAGUACUGUCGCUUUUCAAGGUACCAAUGGGACAAGAGCAUCAUUUUUUAAGAGUACUGCAGAAGAAAAAUUCAAAGGUACUGGUGGGGAGAGAGAGCUUUCCUUGAAAAGUUUGUCAGAAGAAAAAUCUGAAGCUACUAACGCCAACACUGAUGGUGGUACAUCUGUAACACAUACUCAGAAACCAGGCACUGAAGCCAAUAAUGUAUGUGGUAUUCCAUCUGUUCAAAACCUGGACAAUAAUGCAGCCGAUAAAGGUGCUGAAGUGAGUGUUGACGGUGAUACAGCUGGAGCAAUUGUUCAAAGGCAGAGCAUUGAAGCUACUGAUGUUAUUACCAUUGAUGAUGAUGAUGAUGAUCACCCGUGUGAGAAAAGUGGACAAGCAACAGUUGAUCUAGAUGCUGAUGACGCUGGGGAUACUCAUCAUGCGGAACACAAGACAAAUAACAUAUCACGCAGAGGCCACAGAAACGUGAAGGUGAAGCGGGGAGCCUCACUGCACAUGCGCAUGUGGCAUUACAUCGAUCCUCAGGGCGAUGAGCAAGGGCCUUUUACGAUGGAGCACCUGCGCAAUUGGUGGAACAAUGGCUACUUCCGCGAUGAUUUCAGAGUCUGGAGGACAGGCCAAACUAGCGACACUGCCAUCAAGCUCAUAGAUGCUCUGCAGUUGAUUGACGAGGUAGUGGCAGUUACGGGGCCUCAUGUUGUAGAUGACUAGAUGUACUUAUGGAUAUAUCGCGGAAAAGGGGGGGGGGGGGGGGGGGGGGGGGGGAACUUCUUAGUUGUAAAUAUAUGUAGGGCUUUUGUAACAUGUAGCACCCUACCCUCACCCCAGCCCCACCAAUCCCAAAACUCAGUCACCAAGCAGAACCUAUGCUUUGCAUGAUCCUGCCAAGGUGUGGCCUAAUUUGGACCAUAUAAGCGGCCUCACCAUUUGGUCUAGGUGUAUUUUGUGCCCGGAAACUGCUGUAGAUGUCUGCACCCUGUAAACUUAGUGACAUCUGCUUGGCACAAAGCAGUUGCGAUCAGAUACCAUGGAUCUGUGUGCAUGAUGGACAAGGCUUUGCGUGGUGAUUUGAUGGGGAAAUUUGCUUUUGGUGGGAUCAAAGUAUUUCUGAAUUA
Molecule: messenger RNA, 2629 nt
Organism: Setaria italica (foxtail millet)
Lineage: Eukaryota; Viridiplantae; Streptophyta; Magnoliopsida; Poales; Poaceae
Exons: 13
Coding region: 144-2225 (693 amino acids)
Molecular function (GO): protein binding; DNA binding
Source: RefSeq, a predicted model, not a curated record